UGGGGCGGCGGGAGAGCCCGCGCCUUUGCGGCUGCCGGGCCACAGGGCGCUCCCGGGAGCCUCGCCGGGCGCUGCUAGGCGGCCGCCCCAGCUCUCCGCCUCCCGGGCGCGGGAGCUGUGGCGUGGCGGGAGGGAGCGCGGCCGGGCAGGGCAGGGCAGGGCAGCCGCCUCCUGAGGGUGUGCGCCGGGCGCGGUGCCUGCCUCUGCUGCGGGGGCCUGGCGGCCUCGGGGCGGCGCCCGCGGCUGCGGGAGCGGCUGGUGGCGCUUGGUCGCGGCCCGGAGCCCUCACGGAGCCCCUCACAGGAGCGCCCUGACGCGCACCCGCGGGGCUGCCACGGCUGGGCUGGGCCGGGGCGUCCCGGAACGAUGGGGGCGCGGGGAGGGUGGUCGGGCUGGAUUUGGGUAGGCUUCAGUAGAGACCAUUCAUCGCCGGCCCCAAGAGUGCCAUUUCUUUCUCUAUCGUUCCGUCGUAUCUUUGUAUCUGGUAGCGUCCUACUCUGUAUUUCCUGCCUCAACCUUCCCCUCUUAGUUUUUUGAGUGGUUUUGUUCUGUUUUUUGUUUUUGUUUUUUUUUUUAGCCAGUCUCGAAACUUAUGAGGAAGUGCAUAUAAGAGUAGUAACUGCAGUUUUUUCCUAACACAAGAAAUUAAGCAAUCCAAGCAACUAAAAGGUUUGAAUCUGACCUCAUUGAGGUAUUAACUCUAGAUCAAGCUUGGAUGAGCUGUUAAAACAUAGGAAAAAAGCCAUGGAAAUUUAAGAUUAGACAAAAGGGGUUUUGCCAAAGCUAGGGGUGAAAACCUUGUGCUGGGGUGUGCUUGGUGGUUCUGCUUAGACUCCUCUGUGUGAGGGAGUGAAAUGACUCUGCAGACAGAUUUAACAUGCACUUUGGCUGCCAAACUCUAUCACAGCUCUUCUGAAGCGUGUCUGAAAAACCUAAGUGAGCUGUGUAUGUAAUAGAAUAUACCUGAAUUUCAAAGCCAAGAUGGCUCAGAAGAGGAGCUCAAGUGGGCGGUCAUUCCCAUUGCUGCUGCUGCUGAUUGCAGUGGCCUUUGUUCAUUUAACUGUCUGUCCUUUCACAAAAGUGGAGGAAAGCUUUAACCUACAAGCUAUCCAUGAUGUGGUGUACCACCAGCUGGACUUGGAUAAGUAUGACCAUCAUGAAUUUCCUGGAGUUGUCCCAAGAACGUUCCUUGGACCAAUUUUUAUUGCUGCCCUUUCCAGCCCGGCUAUCUACAUACUUUCUGUGCUAAGAAUGUCCAAGUUUUAUUCCCAGCUGAUAGUCCGAGGAAGUUUGGGGCUCAGUGUGAUUUACACCUUAUGGAAGCUGCAGAAAGAAGUUAGAAAACAGUUUGGAGCAACUACAGCAUCAAUCUUCUGUCUCAUCACUGUUACUCAGUUUCAUUUGAUGUUUUACUGUACAAGAACUCUUCCUAACGUGUUUGCACUUCCAUUCGUGCUCCUGGCAUUGACAUUUUGGAUACAGCAAAAGCAAAGGCCAUUCAUUUGGUUCUCAGCUUUGGCAAUUAUAGUCUUCAGAUCAGAGCUCUGCAUAUUCUUAGGCCUCAUGCUCCUGGUGACGUUAUUAACGAAAAGAAUCUCCAUUUUCAAGGUGCUUUCCCAUGCUGUUCCUGCUGGAAUGUUUUGGUUGGGGCUAACAGUUGCUGUGGAUUCUCUAUUUUGGAGGCAGCUUGUGUGGCCUGAGGGGAAAGUGCUCUGGUAUAACACAGUUUUAAACAAAAGUUCCAACUGGGGAACCUCUCCCUUCUUGUGGUAUUUCUAUUCAGCCCUGCCUCGUGCUUUGGGAUGCAGCAUAGUAUUUGUACCUUUAGGGGUAACAGAGAAGAGAACUCGGAUUUUACUUUUGCCAGCACUGGGCUUUAUUUUCUUGUAUUCGUUUCUCCCACACAAAGAGCUGCGUUUCAUCAUCUAUACUUUCCCUGUUUUCAACAUAGUGGCUGCUAAAAUGUGCUCGCGAAUUCUGAAUAACUCCCGGAGAUCCUGGCUGUACAAACUCGGAUCAUUCUUUAUUAUAAUGCAUCUUCUACUUAAUGCUGUUUAUUCAGGAAUAUCUUUAUAUGUUUCACAUUUCAAUUAUCCUGGAGGAGUGGCAAUUCAGAAGUUGCAUGAGUUGGUACCUUCAACAGCAGAUGUCUCUGUUCACAUUGAUGUGGCUGCAGCACAAACAGGAGUCUCUCGGUUUCUGGAAAUCAAUUCUGAUUGGAGGUAUGACAAAAGAGAAGAUGUUAAACCAGGAGACCAGUUGAUGUUUUCUUACACACACAUACUGAUGGAAACAAAUCCUCUUCAAAUAUCACAUUACAAGACAACCCACAGGCCACUGGCAAAUAUACCUGGCAUCAGUAAAAUUGGGUUGAACCUUACUGCACUACCUCCUUUUACUUUAAACUUGAAACCAAAAUUAGUACUGUUGGAAAAACUUCCUCUAUCAUCUUGACUGUGAAUUUUAAGUGAGUCUUUUGAUGUGAUUUUGCUGAUGAUUGAACUAUAUAAGACAGCAGAAAAUUGUCAUUGCAGCACUGCAGCUCAGCUCCUGUGGAAAGGCACAGAAAAUCUCUGUACCAGUUGGGCUUUAGCUCCGUCCUGUUUCUUCUGUAAAUAAUCCAGUGCAUUCCUGGUCAGUCUGUGCUCAGGAUACUGAGUUGUAUUGGUUGAUAUGUUUGAGAGAGGUUGCCUACAAGUUACUGGUAUUAAGUAAAACCUGUGUACUUGGUUUAGUAGUCUGUUUCAUCAUGUAGCACAGGUAUGUCCUAAUUGUCCUGUAUAAGAUACAAAACCAACAGGUUUGUGCUGGGGCAAUAAUUUGAUAUGUAAUCUGUGUGUGCAAAGAUGUAUUUGUGUAUCUGCAGGAUUGUAACCCCCUUAGCUGUCACAUUGCCAGUGUGAAACCUAAGGAUGUUAUGAACAUAGGAAAACCAUAUUCAUUAUUGCUUCGUCAUAGUACCUAAUUGUGCCCUGUAGGCUCCCAGACUAACCAAGCAUUCACUUAAAAAGCAGUUGGACCUCUUGACAAGCACUGUUUCAUAACAGAUCUGAGUAUUAAGAAUGAUUAUCUUCAUUCCAACAGUUCAUGAAAAAGCAGUGACUUGGAUUUCCCAGGAAAAAGAAUCUUUAAAAUAAUUUCUCCCCUCUUCUGCUGUAAUGGUAUCUUAAUUUGCAGUGUAAAAAUUACCUAUGAAAAUGCCCACUUCAAGAUAUAUGCUGUUUUCCUUUUUUUUAUUAAAUAAUCCCUUUGGAAAGGAGUAUUCUAAUGUGCCAUGUGCUGCAUUCUAUAAACUAGAGUAAGAUUGCAUGCUCUGUAGUUUCUUUAUGUGAUGUUUUUGUUAAGGAUGUCUGCAUAGAUUGCUGAAUGGAACAAGAUGAAAACGUUAGAAUUCUGGUUAGGGCCAGUUGUAAUAUGACAGAACCUCCAUUAGUGAAAAAUGUCAGAAUCACUGAAAUUAUCAUGGGCAGAAAACUAUUCCUUGCUGACUGAAAACUUGAGUAAAAUAUAAUUAUUGAAUAAAGUAGUUUGGUUUUUAAUUUUA
Motacilla alba alba is the source of this 3544-nucleotide messenger RNA. RefSeq names its product ALG12 alpha-1,6-mannosyltransferase (gene ALG12). The transcript has 10 exons. Gene Ontology annotation, molecular function: alpha-1,6-mannosyltransferase activity. Bases 982 to 2454 code for a protein of 490 amino acids. Gene Ontology annotation, cellular component: endoplasmic reticulum membrane. Lineage: Eukaryota; Metazoa; Chordata; Aves; Passeriformes; Motacillidae. The record is from RefSeq and is a predicted model, not a curated record. Gene Ontology annotation, biological process: protein N-linked glycosylation.